UUGCUGCGCGCGCUGUCCCUUCAGCAAAGGUCCCUGCUGGAGCGUGCCCUGCUCCCACGCGUUCUGCUCUGUUUUUAGGGGACUGGCAGGCGUGCCCCCUCCCCCAGAGCUCUUGGCUUCGCUGUCGCUCCCAGACCGCACGGAAGCACGCUGUUCCUUUAAAGAAAGCAGACUCCUGACUGUGACGCACUUCUGGCUGUCAGCCAGGAAGAUUGCUUCUGCCUGGCCGACUGUGAAGAAACCCAACAACUUUUCUUUUGUGUGUGGGGUUCUUUCCAUUGCCCCCCCCCCCAUUUUCUCCUGUCCUUUCAAGAUUUAAAUGCUAAUGGCGGAUUAAAACCUGUAGAUACGUUUGGCUUUAGGAGUCCGGUGCAUUGGAGUGACUGACUGGGAUCUCCAAGAUGACACUCCAUGCUACCCGAGCAGCCACGCUACUCUCUUGGGUGAACAGUCUGCAUGUGGCUGACCCAGUGGAGACGGUGCUGCAGCUCCAGGACUGCAGCGUCUUCAUCAAGAUUAUUAACACCAUACACAACACUGAAGAGGGGAAACAAAUUCUUCAGCAGCCCGUGCCAGAAAGACUAGACUUUGUGUGCAAUUUCCUACAGAAAAACUGGAAGCAUCCCUCGUCUACACAGUGUCUGGUGUCUGUGCAAAAAGUGAUGGAGGGGUCUGAGAUGGAACUGGCCAAGAUGGUAAUGCUGUUUUUGUAUAAUUCGACCAUGAGCUCCAGAAGUCCCCGGGACUGGGAACAGUUUGAAUAUAGGAUUCAGGCUGAGUUAGCUGUCAUCCUGAAGUUCAUGCUGGAUCAUGAGGAUUCACUAAACUUUACUGAGGACCUAGAGAAUUUCUUGGAGAAAGUUCCUUACAAAUAUUCCAGUACUGUCUCUGAAGAGCUUUCUCCACCCAGCCACCAGGCCAAGAAGAAGAUUCGUUUCUUAGAACUUCAGAGGAUCGCUUCAUCUUCCAGUGAGAACAACUUCCUCUCAGGUUCUCCAUCCUCCCCCAUGGGCGACAUCCUGCAGACCCCACAGUUCCAGAUGAGACGGCUGAAGAAGCAGCUGGCAGAUGAGAGGAAAAACAGGGAUGAGCUGGAGCUGGAGCUGUCUGAGAGCCUGAAGCUGCUCACUGAGAAGGAUGCACAGAUAGCCAUGAUGCAGCACCGUAUUGACCACCUGGCUGUGCUGAAUGAGAAGCAGGCAGCCAGCUCGCAGGAGUCUGGAGAGCUUGAGGAGCUCCGUGGCAAGAAUGAGAGCCUUACCGUGCGACUGCAUGAGACUUUGAAGCGGUAUCAGAACCUGAAGACAGAGAAGAACCAGAUGGAUCGAAAGAUUAGCCAGCUUUCUGAGGAGAAUGGGGACCUUUCCUUUAAGUUGCGAGAGUCUGCCAGCCACUUGCGUCAGCUACAGGGUGCAUACGACGACCUGAUGGAGGAGCACAGCAAGGCUUCUCAGGAGUGGGCAGAGAAGCAGGCUCAUCUGGAAAAUGAGCUCAGCACAGCCCUCCAGGAUAAGAAAUACUUUGAGGAGAAGAAUGAGAUACUUCAGGGAAAGCUUUCCCAGCUGGAAGAACGAGCAGCGCAGCUACGGGAGAGCCCAGCCCAGGAGAAGGGCGAGGUGCUGGGUGACGCCCUACAGCUGGAAACUCUGAAGCAAGAGACAGCCAAAUUUGCUGCAGACAACACCCAGCUCCAAGCCCGCAUAGAGACACUGGAGUGUGAACGAGGCCAACAGGAAGCCCAACUGCUUGCUGAGCGGGGCCACUUUGAAGAAGAAAAGCAGCAACUGGCCAGCUUGAUUGCAGACCUGCAGAGCUCCAUCUCCAACCUCAGCCAAGCCAAGGAGGAGCUGGAGCAGGCCUCCCAGGCUCAGGGGGCUCAGCUAACUGCCCAGGUGGCCUCGCUGACAGCACUCAAUACCACCCUGCAACAACAGCAGGAACAAGAACUGACCAGCCUGAAAGAACAGACGAAAAAGGACCUGUCUCUGAUGGAACAGACCUUGCAAGAGCAGGAAGAGGUUGCCCAGAGCCUCCGCCAGCAGGUGGAGCAGCUGAGCAGCAGCCUGAAGCUGAAGGAGCAGCAAUUGCAAGAAGCAGCCAAAGAGCAGGAAGCAGCCAGGCGGGAUCACGCUCAGCAACUGGCCAUUGUUGCUGAGGCUCAAGAGGCCUCUCUAAGGGAGCGGGAUGCUGCUCGCCAGCAGCUGGAAACAUUGGAGAAGGAGAAAACUGCCAAGCUAGAGAGCCUGCAGCAGCAACUUGAAGCUGCCAAUGAAGCUAGGGACAGUGUGCAGACCUCAGUCACACAGGUCCAGCAAGAAAAGGCAGAGCUGAGUCAAAAGCUAGGAGAACUCCAGGCCUGCAUUGAAGCUGCCCACCAGGAACAGCGUCAGGCCCAAGCUCAUGUGACAGAGCUGGAGGCCCAGCUGAAGGCUGAGCAGCAAAGAGUGACUGAGCAAGAAAAAGGGAUCCAGGAGAAGGCCCGGCUCCAGGAGCAGCUCCAGGCCCUCGAGGAGACUUUGAAGAUCACCAGAGGCAGCCUGGAGGAGGAGAAGUGCAGGGCUGCAGAUGCCCUGGAGAAGCAGCAGCGCCGCAUUGCUGAGAUGGAGGCCGAGUCCCGAAGCCUGAGGGAGCAGCGUGAGCAGGAACAGAAGGAGACAGAACAGGAGAAGGCCGAGCAAAAGGGGCUGGAAGCCAGGCUCCAGCAGCUGGAGGAGACUCAUCGGGCAGAGAUAGAAGCCUUGCGGCAUGAGCUGGCAGAGGCCACAGCCUCCCAGCACAGAGCUGAGAGUGAGAGCAGACAGCUCAUCAGGGAGGUUGAGAGCUGGCAGGAGCGGUUUGAAGCUAGACAGCAAGAGGAAGCAAAAUACAGUGCCAUGUUCCAGGAACAACUGAGGGCGUUGAAGGGGGAUGGUGAGAAGGCUGGCCAAGAGGCACAGGAGAAGGCAGUGGAGAGCCACAGUGAGGGCCAGCAGCAGAGUCAUCUAGCCCAGCUUCAUGCCAACCUAGCCAGAGCUCUCCAGCAGGUUCAGGAGAAAGAAGUCAGGACCCAGAAGCUGGCAGAUGAUCUUUCAACUCUGCAGGAGAAGAUGGCUGCCACGAACAAGGAGGUGGCCUGCCUGAAGACCUUGGUGGUCAAGGCAGGUGAGCAGCAGGAAAUGGCCUCACUUGAGUUACUCAAAGAGCCCCCGGGGGCCGGAAACAGAGAGUCUGACUGGCUAGAAGAAGAGCAGGGGCGGCCAUUCUCCAGUACACAAGCCACACUAAAGGCUCUGGAGCGUGAGGCUGAGCAGAUGGGCAGUGAAGUGGAGAGGCUGAGGGCAGCACUGAUGAAGAGUCAGGGGCAGCAGCAAGAGGAGCGUGGACAGCAGGAGAGGGAGGUAGCGCGGCUGACCCAGGAGUGGGACCAGGCCCAGGCAGACCUGGCUCAGGAGAAAGCAGCCAAGGCAGAGCUUGAGAUGCAGCUGCAGAACACCCUCAACGAGCAGCGUGUGGAGUUCUCGGCCCUGCAAGAAGCACUGGCCCAUGCCCUGAAGGAAAAGGAAGACAAAGACCAGGAGCUUGCCAAACUUCGUGGGCAAGAGGCUGCUCAAAGAACAGAGCUGAAGGAGCUUCAGGAGACUUUGGAAAAACUGAAAGGGGGUACUGGUGGAGAAGACACUUCUGGCCCAGGAACCCAGUUGGAGACAGCCGGGAAGGUGGAGGUACCAGGCCCCACGUUGGAGGCACUCCGGGCAGAGGUCAGCAAGCUGGAGCAGCAGUGCCAGCAGCAGCAGCAGCAGGUCGAAGGCCUGACACAGAGCCUGGAGUCUGAGCGUGCUUCCCGGGCUGAGCAGGACAAAGCCCUGGAGACAUUGCAGGGCCAGUUAGAGGAGACGGCUCGGGAGCUAGGGCACAGUCAAGCUGCCUCAGCUUCAGCUCAGAGAGAGUUGACAGCCCUCCGGGCCAAAGCCCAGGACCACAGCAAAGCCGAGGAAGAGUGGAAGGCCCAAGUGGCCCGUGGCCAGCAGGAAGCAGAGAGAAAAAGCAGUCUUAUCAGCAGCUUGGAAGAGGAGGUGUCCAUCCUGAACCGCCAAGUCCUAGAGAAAGAGGGGGAGAGCAAGGAGCUGAAGCGCCUGGUUGUGGCUGAAUCAGAGAAGAGCCAGAAGCUGGAGGAGAGGCUGCACCUGCUUCAGGUGGAAACAGCCAGCAGUAGUGCCAGAGCAGCGGAACGCAGCUCAGCUCUACGAGAGGAGGUCCAGAGCCUCCGGGAGGAGGGAGAGAAACAGCGCGUCAUUUCAGAGAACUUGCGGCAAGAGCUAGCCUUACAGGCAGAUCGAGCGGAGGAGCUGGGCCAGGAGUUGAAGGCCUGGCAGGAGAAGUUCUUCCAAAAAGAGCAAGCACUCUCUGCCCUGCAGCUGGAGCAUACUAACACACAGGCCCUUGUAAGCGAGCUGCUGCCUGCGAAGCACCUUUGUCAGCAGCUACAAGCGGAGCAGGCGGCUGCCGAGAAGCGCCAUCGGGAGGAGAUAGAGCAGAGCAAGCAGGCAGCUGGUGGGCUUCGGGCAGAGCUAAUGCGGGCACAAAGGGAGCUUGGAGAGCUAGGGCCUUUGCGGCAGAAGGUGGUCGAGCAGGAGCGAACAGCCCAGCAGCUGCGGGCAGAGAAGGCCAGCUAUGCGGAACAGCUGAGCGUGCUGAAGAAGGCUCAUGGCCUGUUGGCAGAGGAGAACCGGGGGCUGGGAGAGCGGGCCAACCUUGGCCGGCAGUUUCUGGAAGUGGAGCUAGAUCAAGCCCGGGAAAAGUAUGUCCAGGAGCUGGCAGCUGUGCGUACCGAUGCUGAGACCCAUCUGGCUGAAGUGCGGCAAGAAGCACAGAGUACUACCCGGGAGCUGGAGGCCAUGACUGCCAAGUACGAAGGUGCCAAGGUGAAGGUCCUAGAGGAAAGGCAGAGAUUCCAAGAAGAGAGGCAGAAACUCACUGCCCAGGUGGAGCAGCUAGAGGUAUUUCAGAGAGAGCAGACUAAGCAGGUGGAAGAACUGAGUAAGAAGUUGGCAGAGUAUGAUCAAACCCACAAGGCACAGCAACAGAAGCUCCAGGCUUUCCAAGCUCAGGGAGGUGAGAGCCAGCAGGAGGUCCAGCGCCUCCAGGCCCAGCUAAAUGAGCUCCAGGCCCAGCUGAGCCAGAAGGAGCAGGCGGCGGAGCAUUACAAGCUACAGAUGGAGAAGGCCAAGACCCAUUACGAUGCCAAGAAGCAGCAGAACCAAGAGCUGCAGGAGCAGCUUCGAGACCUGGAGCAGCUACAGAAGGAGAACAAGGAGCUUCGGACUGAAGCGGAACGUCUGGGCCGUGAGCUGCAGCAGGCAGGGCUGAAGACCAAAGAGGCUGAACAGGCCUGCCGCCACCUUAGUGCUCAGGUGCGCAGCCUGGAGGCGCAGGUUGCCCAUGCAGACCAGCAGCUUCGAGACUUGGGCAAAUUCCAGGUGGCAACUGAUGCCUUAAAGAGCCGUGAGCCUCAGAAACCCCAGCUGGACUUAAGUAUCGACAGCCUGGAUCUGAGCUUGGAGGAGGGAACCCCGUGCAGUGUUGCUAGCAAGCUGCCUCGUCCCCAACCAGAUGGCACCAGUGUCCCUGGAGAGCCAGCUUCACCCAUCUCCCAGCGCCUGCCCCCCAAGGUGGAAUCCCUGGAGAGUCUCUACUUCACCCCCAUUCCAGCUCGGGGUCAGGCCCCCUUAGAGAGCAGCCUGGACUCCCUGGGGGAUGCGUUCCCUGACUCUGGCCGAAAGACCCGCUCUGCUCGCCGGCGUACCACACAAAUCAUCAACAUAACCAUGACCAAGAAACUAGACGUGGAAGAGCCAGACAGCGCCAACGCAUCCUUCUACAGCACGCGGUCUGCCCCUGCUCCCCAGGCCAGCCUGCGAGCCACCUCCUCCACCCAGUCUCUGUCCCGUUUGGGUUCUCCUGAUGAUGGCAACUCUGCUCUGCUCAGCUUGCCUGGGUACCGGCCUACCACUCGAAGCUCUGCUCGUCGCUCCCAGGCCAGGAUGUCCAGUGGGGCCUCCCAAGGAAGGAACAGCUUCUACAUGGGGACUUGCCAGGACGAGCCCGAGCAGCUGGACGACUGGAACCGCAUCGCAGAGCUGCAGCAGCGCAACCGAGUGUGCCCCCCGCACCUCAAGACCUGCUACCCUUUGGAGUCCAGGCCUUCCACGAACCUGGCUAUCAUCACUGAUGAGGAGAUGAAAACCGGAGACCCCCAGGAAACCUUACGCCGAGCCAGCAUGCAACCAACCCAGAUCGCUGAGGGUCUUGGCAUCACCACCCGGCAGCAGCGCAAACGGGUCUCCUUAGAGACCCACCAGGGCCCUGGCACUCCUGAGUCCAAGAAAGCUACCAGCUGCUUCCCACGGCCCCUGACUCCCAGGGACCGGCAUGAAGGACGUAAGCAGAGCAGCACUGUUGAAGCCCAGAAGAAAGCAGCUCCAGUUCAGGUGGACCGGCGCCAGUCAAUGGCCUUCAGCAUCCUUAACACACCCAAGAGGCUGGGAAAUAGUCUUCUACGGCGAGGCGCUUCCAAGAAGACCCCAGCGAAGGUCUCUCCCAAUACUCGCAGUGGAACCCGCCGCUCUCCCCGCAUUGCCAGCACUGCUACCCCUCGGGCCAAGGGCAAGGCAAAGCAUUAAAGAGUCAACACCAGCGCGUGGCCCUACCUGGUCCUUUUCCUUCUACUGUCCCUCUCAGUGCCUUCUCUCAGCUCCCGGGCCAAUGGCGGCCAACCCCCCCCCCCCCCCCCCCCCCCCCCGACACAGUGAUGCUUGCCUGCACCCUUGCCUGGUACCUGGACCUUCACUGGUGCCUUCUAGGCAUCUUUUCAGAGCUGGCCCAGGAAGCGUGGACAGUGUGGAGUGUUCUCCCUAUCUUGCCUCCUGAUCUCUCCCCCUCCCCUUUUGGAGGAAAGUCUACUCCAUUGAAACUAGAUUUGAGGCUGAAUUCUUGAGCCCAGACAGUCUUCCUUACUCUCUGGACCUAGAGGAGACCAUUGGAAAAGCGGGUUCUGCUUCCUGCUGUUUCUGGUGGCUAGGCCUAGCAGAGGCCUUUGCUCUUGAAUCCUAGGAUCGGGCUUGACCUGGUAGGAGCCUCUGCUCUCCUGCUCCCGUCUACACAAGGACACACCUGCCAGGAGGAUGCUCUUUUCCAGGACAGAUGGGUCCUGGGUCUCAGGGGUGGGAUCGGGGCAGCCUUCCAUGGCAGCUCACACUUCACCUUCCCCAGACUUGCACUGGGGUGGGAUAUGGAACUUUAGGAAGGUUUUUAAGGGCCAGGGAUGGAUCUUUUCUAAAUGUUAUUACUUGUAAAUAAAGUCUAUUUUUCUCCCUUGA
Arvicola amphibius (Eurasian water vole) is the source of this 7355-nucleotide messenger RNA. It is a transcript of the gene Numa1, whose product is annotated as nuclear mitotic apparatus protein 1. NCBI's taxonomy places the organism in Eukaryota, Metazoa, Chordata, Mammalia, Rodentia, Cricetidae. The transcript is spliced from 25 exons. Gene Ontology annotation, molecular function: microtubule binding. Bases 402 to 6659 code for a protein of 2085 amino acids. Gene Ontology annotation, biological process: establishment of mitotic spindle orientation. Gene Ontology annotation, cellular component: spindle pole; centrosome; spindle microtubule. The record is from RefSeq and is a predicted model, not a curated record.